This is a messenger RNA of Cryptomeria japonica (Japanese cedar), 2439 nucleotides long. Its product is annotated as protein EARLY-RESPONSIVE TO DEHYDRATION 7, chloroplastic. The record is from RefSeq and is a predicted model, not a curated record. The transcript has 4 exons. The coding region runs from base 263 to 1582 and encodes 439 amino acids. Lineage: Eukaryota; Viridiplantae; Streptophyta; Pinopsida; Cupressales; Cupressaceae. Gene Ontology annotation, cellular component: plasma membrane.
AUGACGCGGUGCCACCGGCAGCAGCCAUUUGUUCUACACCCAGUUGAUACUAUUCUCUUUUUGCCACAAUUCACACGCCACGCCUUCCCUUAAACGCGCUCUCAACGCGACAAGUUUUCUUCCCUCUCGCACGCCUGUGCAGCUGCCCUUAUAAAUUGAUUGCUGUGCAUUAUGAUAUGACUUAGUAUCUGCUGAAUUACUUAUAAUUUUUCUUUCGAUAAGCUUAAUUGUCAAACAGGGAGAGAUAUUUUCUCGAAUCGGUAUGGAUGGGGUUCAUGUAUUUUCCAAUCCCUCAGGUCGCAAGUCCCUCUACCCAGACAUAGAUAUUCCUUUUGAAUCUCAAGAUAAGCCCUCUUCUUCUGUUUCUCUCUAUCCCCAGGUGCACAUGGAUGACAUCAUAGAAAUUCCAACGCAGAGCAAUGCUUCAGAAGACAAGAUUGGGAGUAAUGGAAGGGAGGAAAUUGUGAUGAGAAUUCCGGGAGCUGUUGUCCAUUUGAUAGAUAAGCAGGAGACCGUGGAAUUGGCUAGUGGGGAGUUCAUACUGGUGAGAUUAAUUCAGGGGGGCAACGCCAUUGCAAUGUUUGCGAGGGUGGAGGAUCAGAUCCAGUGGCCCUUAGCCAAAGAUGAAGCAGCCGUUAGGGUUGAUCACUGCCAUUAUUUCUUUUCCCUUCGCCUGCCCAAAGAGGCAUAUGACAGUGAUGAUGACGCUCAAACGACGGAGAAUGUUCUCAACUAUGGCUUAACAUUUGCAGGCGAAGGGCAGGAGCGUGCUCUGCAAGAGCUGGACAAGCACCUGGAGCACUGUAGCCUUUUUUCAGUGCAGAAUGUUUCUGAAAGUUUGAGAGUUUUCGGUGAGAAGGGAAGUGGAAAUGGAAGGGAAAGUGGGCCUUCUGAGGCGAGAGCGACAAGGGAAAAAUGUGCGGCUUAUUGGAUAACGCUGGCACCUAAUGUGGAGGAUUAUAGUGGACUUGUGCCUAGGGGGAUUGCUGCAGCUUCAGGUCACAUUGUCAAGGGUAUUUUGUGGUGCGGAGAUGUCACUAUUGAUCAACUGACAUGGGGACAUCAAUAUCUGCAGAACAGGCUUCAACCCAAUCAAAACCCUACUGAUAUUUCUCCCGAAGCAAUGAAACGGACAAGAAGAGCGAAACGGGUUUCAAAAAUGUCAGAGAAGGUGGCAGUGGGUGUUCUGUCUGGAGUCGUGAAAGUGGCAGGAUUUGUAACACAAUCUGUUGUAAAUUCAUCGGCAGGCAAAAAGUUCUUUAGCCUUCUGCCCGGGGAGAUAGUUCUUGCUUCACUUGAUGCCUUUGGUAAAGUUUGUGAUGCAGUUGAAGUUGCUGGAAAGAACGUGUUGACAACUUCCUCGGUUGUCACAACAGGGCUCGUAAAUCACAAGUAUGGAGAGCAGGCUGCUGAGCUAACGAAUGAAAGCCUUGGAGCUGCAGGCCAUGUGAUCUCUACAGCUUGGACCAUCUCUAAACUCAGGAAUGCUCUAAAUCCAAAGAAUUCACUUAAGCCUGCAACUAUUGCAAAGUCUGCUGCAAAAGCAAUGAAAGCUGCUAAAGAGGAAAAACAGUCCAAAUAAACUAAAGAGACCGAAGUCCUUUAUUGUGUGAUUUAUGGUCAAACUUGCACUGGAAAAAGGAAACCAUGUAACAGGACUUGUAGCAAAAAUAUUUUAAACGUAUUGCCUACCCUAUUUUCAAACUUGUUUAAUUUUCGUUUUCUUUGUAACGGACCAAAAGUUACUGUCAAACAUGCACCUGUGAAGAAAAUUGUGCUGGAUAAGGGAUGUCGUCUUAUAUUUCCUCAGAAAACUUUAUUCGUAGAAGAUAUGCAGAACAGUAUUUGAAGUUUCAGAGCAGAACAUUUCAGCUGGAAGGAAUAUUUUAGGAACCCACAUGAUAAGUGAUGUAAUAUCAAUAUCUUGUACGUUACCAAAUUGUAACAUUCAUUCUUCGCCAGGCUCCUGCCGUCUGCCUCAGACUAGCCGAGGGGAAAUAUGGGUUUAUUGAAACAGGAUCUCUUUUUAUAAUUGUAAGAGAUAUAAUAUCAAUAAGUGAGUAAUUUUAUCUUGCUUCACAACAAGACGUAACACUUUUGUAUCGGAUCAGCUAAAAAUACACAUGAAAUCUGUAAAGGUAAAGGUAUUUGGGUAUGGAACUGAAUUGAAAGCAUGGAUGGUUGAUAACUUGAUAAAUAGGAUAUUGGGUUGAGAGAUUAAGAUGAUGUCAGCUCAUGUACGAGCAAUAUGUAUCGUAGCCUGCGCGUAAUCUGUUCUGUAUAGAAAAAGGGCUACUUUCUUUUUCGAUCUUUAGUUCAUCGACUAACGAAAGUUAUCCCUUGUUUCGGGUUUUUGAUUUAUUUUGUCUGCUCCAACUUUGUAUUUUCUCAUGCUUUUUCAUAUGAUAGAGAGCUGAAUGAAAUUCUAUUUUGUGUUGC